UUUUACACCUUUUGCAGCAAAAUGAAGCAGCUGGUGAGAAUAUAGUAUUUUCUAUGAAAUUCAAGCAAGAUCUGUUCCCCAGAAGCUUUUCCAUCGAAAUUUGUGUAGUAAAAGGUCUUUUUCGCGAGAUCCAAUCACUCCCACUAGCCUACUGAGAAAAGGGUGGAACAACAUGGCGUCAUCGUCGUCGAAUUCUCCGUGCGCGGCGUGCAAGUUUUUGCGGCGGAAAUGUCAGCCGGAGUGUGUUUUCGCGCCUUACUUCCCGCCGGACCAGCCGCAGAAGUUCGUCAACGUCCACAAGGUGUUCGGCGCCAGCAACAUCACUAAGCUGCUCAACGAGUUGCACCCGUCGCAGCGGGAGGAUGCGGUGAAUUCGUUGGCGUACGAGGCAGAUAUGCGCCUCCGUGACCCCGUCUACGGCUGCGUCGGGGUCAUAUCGCUCCUCCAGCACCAGCUCCGCCAGCUGCAGUUGGAUCUCAGCUGCGCAAAGUCCGAGCUGUCCAAGUACCAGAGCUUGGGCAUCACCGGACACGCCGGGCUCAUUGCGGCGGCAGCUGCCGCCACUGCUACAACACACCAGAACUUGGGGAUCAAUCUGAUCGGGAGCGGUGGAGGUGGCGGAGGGCGGGAACAUCAUUACCACCACCAUCAGUUCUUCCCUAGAGAUCAUCAUCACCAUCAACAACAGAUGAUAAUGAGCUUAGACGCCAGCAGUAAUUAUGAUUCAAACCUUCUCGCUAUGAAUGUCUCGUCGGGGAUCGGUCAACUCAAUCAGUUCCAACCACCUAGAGCGGCUGCCGGAGAUGAACGCCGUACCAUUCAUCCAUCUUAGGUUAGGGUUUAUUUUA
Molecule: messenger RNA, 848 nt
Organism: Hibiscus syriacus
Lineage: Eukaryota; Viridiplantae; Streptophyta; Magnoliopsida; Malvales; Malvaceae
Product: protein ASYMMETRIC LEAVES 2-like
Exons: 2
Coding region: 173-832 (219 amino acids)
Source: RefSeq, a predicted model, not a curated record